Pteronotus mesoamericanus is the source of this 1332-nucleotide messenger RNA. RefSeq names its product membrane-spanning 4-domains subfamily A member 7-like. NCBI's taxonomy places the organism in Eukaryota, Metazoa, Chordata, Mammalia, Chiroptera, Mormoopidae. Gene Ontology annotation, cellular component: membrane; trans-Golgi network. The record is from RefSeq and is a predicted model, not a curated record.
GACAGGAAGUCUCAGAGGCUGGAGAGCAAAGCAGCAAGAUCAUUCUGGCAGGAACAGCCAGUGGGAAGCUCUGGCUGAGAGCUUCCCGGAGGUGACCUGGCCCACCAGCCACAGCACACAGGCUUGGGCUGCAAAGAAAGCAUCAUCAGCAUCAUGUUAUCACAGUCCAAGACCAAGGACACCUUUGAGUCCUUCUCUCCAAAGGACCCCGAUACCCCCACAAAAGAAGAUAAACUGCAGAAUGAUCUCCAAACAGAAGCCACAGUCCUUGGAAGUAUCCAGAUCCUGUGUUGCCUGCUGAUUUUAAGUUUGGGGGCCAUUUUGGCUUCUUCUCCCUACUCUUCCCACCUCAAGCCAGCAGUUUCCACCAUGUCGACGGUCUGGUACCCGCUUUUAGGAGCUCUGUGUUUUGCCAUUGCCGGAUUCCUCUCUAUUGUCUCUGGGAAGAAAUCAACUAAGUCCUUUGCCCUGAGCAGCCUGAUGUCCAAUGCAGUGAGUUCUGUUGUCGCUGUAAUAGGCCUCAUCCUCCUUGCUGACAGCCUGGUAGUCCUGAGGAGUUCCUCUCUGAUAUGUGGCUCACAAUGGGAGCUUCUAUCCUCAUUGCCUAAUUUGGAGUACUAUUAUUCAACAUAUGAAGUUGAGGACUGUGUCCUGGAUGCUGUCAGUCUAACAGGUGUGCUGGUGGUGAUGCUUAUUGUCACUGUGCUGGAGCUCUUGCUAGCUGUAUACUCUUUUAUCUUUUGGUGGAAAGAAGGCUACUCCAACAACCCUGGGAGUUCAUUGUCUUUUCUUCAGUCACAAGAUAGUAUCAAUGUGUCAAAGACUUCUUCAAGAUCAUGGAUAUGAGAACCCUCCACCUUAGAGAAAAAAAGAAGGAGAAACCCAGUGCUCAUGACAAUGUGUGAUUAGACUUUCCUGAACAUUCAGCUAUUUUAGACUCUUGGAGAAACUUUAAAAAAAAUAGCUACUGUUUCGUUGUUUGUCAGUGUGAGUAAUUUUAUUGCUCUUGAAAAUAAUUUUCCAAAAACCCAGGUCAGUAAAAUUUUAUUAGUCUGUCUUCCAAAAUGGCCAUAAAAUCAAAAAGCUUCUUUGGGUAAACUGAACAGGAACUAAUUUUCUAUCAUAAGAAGAGAAAAUCUGCCUUCUUGUGCCAGUGUGAAUUGGCUAAGUUAUGUGGCUGUGCAGGCUCUGUUUCUGUGUUAUUUUCACAUGCAUAUUACUUAAAUAAUAGAUAUUGAGAUUGCAGGAAAAUUUUAAUUAAAAAUACUUAAAAAUAUAUGGCUUAAUUUCUGUUAAUUGAAUGAGUUAAAUUUCUGUCAAUUAAAUAUAAUA